CUUCUGGAGAUUACUGCUGCAGCGAGACUACAACCCCUCUCAUCAUGUCUUUGAUUCCAGGCUACUCUUCCGACGAAGACAACGACUACAUAUCGCACAUCAAGGAUGCAUUCAACCUCUCAUCAUUACCCUCCGCUAAACGACCCCGUGUCGAGGUGUCUGCGCCACCACGGACGGCUUUCCAGGCUGCCCCGGAUGUGUUGGCCGAAGAUCCUCUGAAGCAAACGUCUCUUAUUACACGUCCCACAGACACGCAGAUGCAUGUGAACAUUCCCUAUAGCGAGAUGACUCUUCCAGUACAGGGUCCAGAGAAUCCGUUCGGCGAUCGUAACCGUUUCAAGAACCAGAAUGCGCUAGCGGGCCAUGUUGAAGAGCAGGCUAUGACAGAGCACGCUUUCCGUGCCCAACACCUGACUCAUGCUAUCUUGGGUUACUCUGCCAACCCGUCUGUCGAUCUCAAUGCACCAGCUUUUUUGGGGUCCAAGGACGCUGCCGAAAGUAAUGGUUUCGCGACCAUAAACAUGAUUCGUGCUCCGAAGGGGAAGAAGAAGGAAUUAAAGCGAAAGCGAAACGCUGCAGGGGACCUCGAGGUUGUGGAUGGAGAAGGAGCGUAUGUUGGCCCCUGGGCAUCGUGGCAAGGUGAUGAGCCAACAAAUCUUGUGCCGGAAGGUGCGGAUGUUGAGGAGGAGCCCGAAGAAGAGGAAGAGGAGGAGAUUGUGACGAAGAAGGCCAAGCCAAAGCGGGGGACAUACGGGCAGGAGACCUCGGUCUUCCACGGCAAGUCUAUGUCAGACUACCAGGGCCGAACAUAUAUGUCACCUCCACUCGGCGAAGCACCUCAUCUUCAAGCCGAGCCUGGGUCUCAAGAAUCUUUCAUUCCGAAGGUCUGCGUUCAUACAUGGACAGGACAUACUCAAGGCGUCUCUGUUAUUCGCUUGUUCCCUGAUACAGGUCAUCUCCUCCUUAGCGGGUCUAUGGACACCAAGAUCAAGCUCUGGGAUGUUUACACUCAUGGAAACUGCCUGCGAACCUUUCAUGGGCACGUGAAAGCGGUGAAAGAUGUAACAUUUUCAAACGAUGGGCGAAAAUUCUUGUCGUGUGGUUAUGACCGUCAAAUGAAGCUUUGGGACACCGAGACUGGCCAGUGCCUGCAGCGUUUCAGCAACGGCAAGAUCCCCUAUGUUGUGAAGUUUCACCCCGACGAGGAUAAGCAGCAUAUAUUCCUGGCUGGUAUGUCCGAUAAGAAGAUCAUUCAGUACGAUAUGAACACUGGUGAAAUCACUCAAGAAUACGACCAACACCUGGGUCCUGUAAAUACGAUCACAUUUGUCGACGAGAAUAGACGGUUCGUCACAACUUCAGAUGACAAAACUAUCCGCGCCUGGGACUACGACAUCCCUGUCGUCAUCAAAUACAUCGCCGAGCCGCACAUGCACUCUAUGCCCGCAGUCACGCUCCAUCCUUCCAAAAAAUAUUUUGCUGCACAGUCGCUUGACAAUCAGAUCCUGAUCUAUAGCACCGAUAACUUCCGACAAAACCGCAAAAAACGGUUUGCUGGGCACUCAGUAGCUGGAUACGCUUGCCAGGUUGGCUUUUCGCCAGACGGCAAGUGGAUAAGCAGUGGAGAUGGUGAGGGGAACGUGGUGUUCUGGGACUGGAAGACUGGGCGAAUCAAAUCACGCCUCAAGGCACAUUCGAAGGUGGUCAUUGCACACGAAUGGCUUCCCCAUGAAUCGUCGAAGGUUGUGACCGCAUCUUGGGACGGAUUGAUCAAACUUUGGGAUUGACACCAUUCACCUGACUUGUACACGCUUGUUUGCGAUAUCAUCAGGCGCUAGGCUUUCACGACUG
Molecule: messenger RNA, 1851 nt
Organism: Heterobasidion irregulare TC 32-1
Lineage: Eukaryota; Fungi; Basidiomycota; Agaricomycetes; Russulales; Bondarzewiaceae
Exons: 7
Coding region: 45-1787 (580 amino acids)
Biological process (GO): mRNA splicing, via spliceosome
Cellular component (GO): catalytic step 2 spliceosome
Molecular function (GO): protein binding; mRNA binding
Source: RefSeq, a predicted model, not a curated record